CUUCCGAGCGAACGCUUAGCAGUGCAAAUACAGCCUACGGGGAAUGAAUUUUCAUGGGGAAAUAUUUCUCUUGGCACCGUUUUGCACACGGGCCUUUUACCCACAUGCGGUUCAUUGAAUAAGUUGAUAGUGGAGCCAAGUGAUUGUUGACAGCAGAGUGGCCGUCUCACUUGCAGACACGUGCUUUCAGGCACAGCGUUCUCAAAAUGUCUACGACGAGUGUCUUGUGACAGUUACAACACGUUUGUUUAGAACAUGGUGAAGGAAAAGCCCGAUUCGAUCAGGACCUACGACCAAGAUGGUUAUCGACGAAGAGCGGCCUGUUUGUGUUUCAAAGACAGCUCUGAACAAGAGAUCCUCCUGGUGACAAGCAGCCGUCAUCGAGAUCGGUGGGUGGUUCCAGGAGGCGGCAUCGAGCCAGAGGAGGAGACGAAGAUUGCUGCAUCCCGCGAGGCCAGGGAGGAAGCAGGUGUCCUGGGGCAGCUUGGCCGACACCUGGGCAACUUCGAGAAUGAAGCUAAGAAACACCGCACCUCCGUGUAUACAUUUGUUGUGACAGAUUUGUUGGACGAGUGGGAGGAUUCCAAAAGCAUGGGUCGCAAGAGAGAGUGGUUUCCCUUGUGUGAGGCGAGGGAGCGGUUAUUGCACAAGCCAGUGCAAGUCACCUACCUGGAACUACUCAAAGAUCGACCUUUGGUGACCUGAGAUUACUACAUUCCAGCCUCCCUAGCACAAGAUGUAAAGUUGCACGCUAUGGACUGUACACUUCUUUUGAUUGAACGAUUAUGACAUGUUGAUUGUCAUGUGACUGAAUUUAUUAAGAAGAUGUGUUUUCUGAUUGGUUGCAGCCAUUGAUGGUUAUUAUGUAUGUAUUAUAUGGAGGUUUUAAGAUACCUAUGUGAUAUGGAUAAUUAUUAAAGUCAGUAUGUGUAUAUUGUUGAGUGACUGGUAAGAGAGUGAGGUGCCAUCUUGGCGAGAUUUAGUGUGUAUAACAGUCCACAAGAAGAAAUACCACUUGUGAACAGUGGAAUAAUUGGGAGAGAGGAUUGGAUUGUGCAGAUUGUGAUAUAAUCAUAUUGAACAUAUUUCCAGUACUGUUCCGAUCUUUAAGGUGCUGCUAGUUGUAAUACCAAACUCAGUCAUCAGACAAGCUCGCUAACUGUCCCAACACAACACUGGGAUGCAUCUAUUAAAUGUAUUUAGUUGAUAAAAGGUUGCAUCUGUCAUUCUAAUGAGACAAGCAAGAUAUCACAAUGUCUAUCCCGCGUAGUUUGAGCAUCCUCACAAACUUGCUUGUUCCAGUACAUGGGAGAAGACUGGACAGUAUCGAGUCUGAUGCCACUUUGUAGGGCUUCCUUCAUAUUUUCUGGAUAAAUGGACUUUAUUCUGAAUAAUGAAUUUUGAGAAAAGUUAUGUUUCUGGUUGGGCUGUAGCCAUUACGCCAAUGAUCAUUCUGUGUGAUGGAGUUGUCUCCCUUGCAGGAUUGCAAGGCCUCUUGGCCUCGUACACUUUGUUUUGAAGAUUUUUAUUCUAAAUCUAGUUUGACUCUGAAGGUUUGUAAUGUUUCAACCACAAUCCCACUUUACUUCUGAAUGUAUUGUGUGGGGGCAUCCAGACCAUUGCGUCCUUAAUGUGACGAUGAUGUCGGAUGGUGUUGCGGAUGAGGUAACAAAUCAUUUUUUUUUUAUAAAUCUUUGUGGAAAACUCAGUAUACCAUGCCUCAGCUGCUUCGUGCACAACUAUGUAACUGUCUUGCCUUCAAAUACCUUUACUAUGAGGAAUGAUAAACACAUAGUGUUAAUUUUUUAAGACAUUUUGAUACAAGAUAUUUUAAGACUUCACAAUGGAAACAAUGGAAUUAAUGAACAUCUAUUUUGCUACCUGUUUAGACUAGGACUUUUUCAUGACUUUUCCAGAUUUUCCAAGUUACCAUGUGGAACUAUACAAUGCUCUGUGUUUGUAUGAGAGAGAGUGCGUGUGAGAGAGAGAUUUACAUGCAGUAUUUAUUUACAUUCAGACCAAGGAUUGAGUAUUCAUUCAUGCUGGUCAUAUUGACAACACGGUUUUUGAAGUGUAUUUGUUUUCCUGGAAUAAAUGAGACCUAGUGAUUUCACAGACAGAACUA
Molecule: messenger RNA, 2125 nt
Organism: Haliotis rubra (blacklip abalone)
Lineage: Eukaryota; Metazoa; Mollusca; Gastropoda; Lepetellida; Haliotidae
Product: diphosphoinositol polyphosphate phosphohydrolase 1-like
Exons: 4
Coding region: 256-705 (149 amino acids)
Biological process (GO): adenosine 5'-(hexahydrogen pentaphosphate) catabolic process; diphosphoinositol polyphosphate metabolic process; diadenosine pentaphosphate catabolic process
Cellular component (GO): nucleus; cytoplasm
Molecular function (GO): bis(5'-adenosyl)-pentaphosphatase activity; endopolyphosphatase activity; diphosphoinositol-polyphosphate diphosphatase activity
Source: RefSeq, a predicted model, not a curated record